AUGUCUGACAGUGAUCAUCUUUUCGACGGGUUCGUUGGCUACGUCGCAGAAGUUUCCAUCAACUCGGAAUCGCCGAUUACAAAGUAUUCGUUGUCGAGAAGUUUCAAAGAUCUCUGCAAGUUGAAUAUCAACGACAGAUUCUUUUGUAAUAAAUUCGACCAAAAAGUUGUCGAGCGAAUCCUCAAAUCAAAGUACGACAUCGAACUGAAAGCGAGAAUAUUCUUCGUCACAAGCACCCCAGUCACCUGGCCGGACUUUCUAGAGGAACUUGGAAAAACACUUACGAACUGGACAGUCAUUAUCGACUGA
Molecule: messenger RNA, 309 nt
Organism: Caenorhabditis remanei
Lineage: Eukaryota; Metazoa; Nematoda; Chromadorea; Rhabditida; Rhabditidae
Exons: 2
Coding region: 1-309 (102 amino acids)
Source: RefSeq, a predicted model, not a curated record